AUGGACUCCUCGGCGCAACCUCUUUGCCGUGCAACUGCGAGUCCGCGGCCCUCGGAGUCAAAAGAUGAGAGUAAACAAGCACACGCUCCGUUGUCGCCUUCAGAACCGACAGCGACAUCUGCGGCUUCAGCAGCCGCCCAGGACGAGCGCACAGCCAGACGCGUGUCGCGAAAGUUGCAAAAGAGACGUCGCGAUGGCGUUCACACGCCCUCUUUUGAACUGCCCGAGCGGCUGCGUGAGACGAACGACGAGGCUGACAGCGAUGAGGAGGUGCUGCGCCCUCAGGCCUACCCCGGCGGCAUGUUCAUGAACAUGCAUCAGAGCAUAUUCGGCCUCGUCGCUGCCGUUGGCCGGCAGGCCAACUUUUCCGAUCGCUUCGAAAGCCUUAGUUCAGAUGACGAAGAUGAUGAAAGCCCGCUGGCCAAAACGAUCGCCGCCCCUCGUCAACCUUCCCCCUGGAGGCCCGACCACAGUUCUUCUAGCACCACCGCGAUGGCUCAGACCACUCUUCUGCCCCUCACUGCCCGGAGCUCUUCAGAUCAGCACUCCAGCAGCACUGACACUCCCACACGACACCGGAGAAAAAUCUCGGAAAAUCUGCUGCGCUCCGUGCCUGGUCUUUCACGCUUCGCCGAGAAGCUCAGGCCAUCCAAAUCUUCCAAAGAAAAGUCGGCCAAGGCCCCUCAUGACGAUAGCGCAGCUGAUCGUAGUAUAUCUUCUUCGAAGUCCUCCUCUGCCCCUCCUACCGGUCUCGCACCCGCAAUCGAGAUUACUCGAACUGAAGGCAUGGGAGAGCCUAUUAUGAGCAAGCUAUUGGAGGCUCGUGCCCAGGUGGCCUCGAGGCCGAGCUUUGAACUGGACCGCUUAACCGAAGAGGAGGGACGCGCUGAAGGCGACGACGGCACUAUAGGUCCCAGCGAGCUCGCAAAGACGCUCAAACAUAUCUUCGAAUUUGAGCGCCCUGAGGAGGUCAUUCAAGAAUAUCCUUGCUGGUUGCUGCAACAUGUCUUGCUUCAGGGGUACAUGUUUAUCACUACCCGACAUAUUGCCUUUUAUGCCUAUUUGCCUAAGAAAGCGAACGAGGUGGUCAAGUCUGGUUAUCUGUCUAAGUGUGGGAAGCGGAAUCCCAAGUACAACCGCUACUGGUUCCGCCUUAAGGGUGUUGUGCUCUCCUACUACCGCGACCCCCAAGAUCUCUACUUCCCGAGCGGUCAUAUUGACCUGCGAUACGGCAUAUCGGCCAGCAUUACGGAUAAGGAUAAGGAGGGCAUCAAUUUCACCAUUGAGACCCAUAACCGUACCUACUACUUUCGCGCUGACAGCGCCCAGAGCGCAAAGGAGUGGGUCAAGUGCAUCCAGAGGGUCAUCUUCCGAUCACAUAACGACGGCGACAGUGUCAAGAUCUCCUUGCCCAUCGAAAACAUUAUUGACAUUGAGGAGACUCACAUGCUCGACUUCGCUGAGACUUGCAAAAUCCGCGUGAUCGACAAUGACGAGACGUAUGCUAUUGACGAAUAUUACUUUUCCUUCUUCAGCUAUGGAAAAGACGCGAUCAACCUUCUCAAGAUCCUCAUCGAUGACUCCUCAUCGCAAGCGCGGGAUGCCAGUGAUGGCCCCGACAAGAGCUUAGCUGCCUCCACAAGAACGAGCAUGAGCGCUAGCCGAGACCAAGCUCAGGGCCGUCCAGGUCGACUCACGGAAGGGGUCAAGGCCACACUAUCGCCCAUGACACCGCCCCGCUGCGCCUCGCCUGUCUCUCGUGCGAGCCAAGACCGCCCCCGAAGUAGCUUCGAUGCUUUCCGGCCCUUUCGACGUAGUAUAGACGUCGCUCAAAGCUCAGAGCUACACCCGACGUCUCCGUCCCGGAGUUAUAGUAAGACCCGGCGGUCGUUCAGUAAACACCGGCGGGAAGCUCUUCAUGAGCAGCAAGGGAGCAGUGACUCAUUCGUCCAAAGCGUUGGUGAUCCAAGCCAGGCAAGCCUGUCGGCGCUUGUUCAUUCCGCGAGCAGCGAAGAUCCAUCUGCAAGCCAGAUACUGCGCGGUAGCGAGGUGUUCCACAGCCCAAUCUUCCAUCGGUCCUCGAACAAAGCCGAAGAUACCGAGGAGCCGGUCUCGGCUGGCAUUGUCAGGCACGAUACUGAUGCGACGGUUAAGCCAUCAACACAGCAGGGCACGGCUCGGCAGGAGAAUGCGGUUGGAGCUACCGCGACAACACCGACUCUGCAGAGCAUCGCUAAUAUGGGCGGUUAUCCGUUCCGAAAGGCGAAUGCCCUGAUGGGGUAUCUGGAUCGUCAGUCACGUCGCAUGAGCAACCUCCUAGCGACUGAAUCUAUGGGUUAUGUUGAGAAAGUUUCUGGGAUGUGGAAAGGCGGCGGGAAACACUAUGAUGAUCCCGCCGGCUUGAGGACAGAUGAAGAAGAUGGACAGGAAGAUCCUAAUGAACGUGCCAAUUCAGAGGCCCGUUUCAGGGAACACUUUGCCCUCCCUGAGACUGAACGGCUGCAGGCUGCCUACUUCGGGUACAUGAUGCGUGUUCUCCCGUUAUAUGGCAAGAUUUACAUUGGCGAUCGCCAUUUCUGCUUCCGCAGCCUUCUUCCUGGGACCCGAACCAAGCUAGUUUUGCCAUUGCGCGACAUUGAAAACGUAGAUAAGGAAAAGGGAUUUCGUUUUGGCUAUUCAGGCUUGGUGGUGGUCAUCCGCGGUCAUGAGGAGCUAUUCUUUGAGUUUAGCAAGGCAGAAGUCCGCGAUGACUGUGCUGUCACCGUCCUCCAAAGCAUUGAGGCCACAAGGUUCCUGCCUGAUUCUUCGUUGCUGGAUGGUGCCGAUUCUGAGGAUGCCCAGGCCGCUGUGGCCGAACGCGAUGCACUCCAAGAGGCGCGGAACGAGGAAUUCGGCGACCAUGAGCUCCAGUUGCCUCGCCAGGCGUCUAGCGUCACUGAAGCGCCAACAAUACUAUUUGACGACUCAGCUACCUCCUUCCUCAGCUUCAAGCCAGCUCAGUCCAUGACUAUCACCUGUCUGACCAUCGGCUCACGAGGUGAUGUCCAGCCAUACAUCGCUCUCUGCAAGAAGCUGCUUGAGGAGGGUCAUCGGCCGAGGAUUGCGACUCACCUCGAGUUCAAGGACUGGAUUGAGAGCCACGGUAUCGAGUUCGCUUACGUCGGCGGCGACCCCGGCGAGUUGAUGCGUCUCUGCAUUCAGAAUGGCACCUUCACUUGGCAAUUCUUGAAGGAGGCUAAUGCCAAGUUCCGUGGGUUCCUUGAUGAUCUCUUGGCUACUUCGUGGGAAGCUUGCCAAGGCAGUGAUCUCAUCAUCGAGUCUCCUAGCGCCAUGGCAGGUAUUCACAUUGCAGAGGCUCUCGAAAUUCCAUAUUUCCGGGCCUUCACUAUGCCCUGGACUCGGACUCGCGCCUAUCCUCAUGCGUUUGUUAUGCCUGGCCAGAAGAUGGGUGGUGCCUACAACUAUUUGACAUACGUGAUGUUCGACACGGUGUUCUGGAAGACGACCGCUCAUCAAAUCAACAAAUGGCGUAACAACAUGCUCGGUCUCCCCAGCACGAACCUCGAGAAGUUGCAGGUCAACAAAGUCCCCUUCCUGUACAACUUUUCUGCCUACGUUGUGCCCCCGCCGCUCGACUACUCCGACUGGAUCCGCGUCACGGGCUACUGGUUUCUCGAUGAAGGUGACAACAAUAGCAAAUGGACCCCGCCACCCGAGCUCAGGGCGUUCAUCGAGAAGGCCCGCAGCGAUGGAAAGAAACUGGUCUACGUUGGCUUCGGCAGCAUCAUUGUGCCCGACCGCAUCAAGAUGACGCAGGACGUCAUCGACGCCGUCCUCAAGGCUGAUGUCCGCUGCAUCCUUUCCAAGGGCUGGAGCGACCGCUCAAAGAACCCCGAUCAGCAGGAACAGGAGCCCGAGCUGCCACCGGAAAUCUUCCAGAUCCAGAGCGCCCCGCACGACUGGCUGUUCCGCCAGAUUGAUGCCGCUGCGCACCAUGGAGGGAGCGGAACUACCGGUGCCAGCUUGCGCGCGGGCAUCCCGACCAUUAUUCGGCCUUUCUUUGGAGACCAGUUUUUCUUUGGUAGUCGCGUUGAGGAUUUAGGUGUCGGCAUUUGCCUCAAGAAGUGGGGUGCCAACUCGUUUGCGCGCGCCCUGUGGGAGGCCACGCACAGCGAGAGGAUGAUCGUUAAGGCGAGGGUGCUGGGGGAGCAGAUUCGAAAAGAAAACGGUGUCGAAACCGCAGUUCAGUGCAUCUACCGCGACCUGGAAUACGCGACAAACCUCAUCAAAGCCAAAGCCCGGAAGAACCCGUCACGUAGGAACACGAUCUCUUCUGGCACUGGCGAACCACUUCCCGCUCCCGCCAAUGCUACGGCCAGCAACGGCGCAGAAGCGGGCGUGGGUCUGGGUCUUGAGCUUGGCACCGGUGGAGAUGGCCCCAGCAUCGACUUCGAUGACGAAGAAGAGAGCUGGACGUUCGUGGAUCGGUUCGACGACCACUGGGAUUAUCAACCCCAACAUCAUCAGCAUGGCUUCCUCCGGAAUCCAGCGUUGACUGCCCCGGCCUCGGCUGCAAAGUCGCUGGGUAGCAAGGUUCUUGGGGGCGCGGUCGGCGGGGGGAAGUAG
Thermochaetoides thermophila DSM 1495 is the source of this 4626-nucleotide messenger RNA. RefSeq lists its product as uncharacterized. The coding region runs from base 1 to 4626 and encodes 1541 amino acids. The record is from RefSeq and is a predicted model, not a curated record. The transcript is spliced from 3 exons. Gene Ontology annotation, molecular function: UDP-glycosyltransferase activity; hexosyltransferase activity. NCBI's taxonomy places the organism in Eukaryota, Fungi, Ascomycota, Sordariomycetes, Sordariales, Chaetomiaceae. Gene Ontology annotation, biological process: carbohydrate metabolic process.